Messenger RNA from Drosophila ficusphila, 4469 nucleotides. It is a transcript of the gene step, whose product is annotated as cytohesin-1. The transcript is spliced from 9 exons. The record is from RefSeq and is a predicted model, not a curated record. NCBI's taxonomy places the organism in Eukaryota, Metazoa, Arthropoda, Insecta, Diptera, Drosophilidae. Gene Ontology annotation, biological process: regulation of ARF protein signal transduction. Gene Ontology annotation, molecular function: guanyl-nucleotide exchange factor activity. Bases 620 to 2923 code for a protein of 767 amino acids.
CGCUCAGUCUGAGUCGGAGAACCCACACAAUAUGUUGAGGUGACGGAUGCGGAAUCGUCGGAGUGCGCCGCUUUUCAAACUGAAACUGAAUUGAAAUUCCUUUUCGCGUAUUCGUUCGCAUUCUUCCCGCUUUUCGAGUGCCAAAAAUUGUAUGAAACAAAAAUACAGAAAGUGAAACAUAAAAGAAAUUUUAGCGCACAGCUUGGAUUAUUUUUGGUGAUAGAAAAUCCCAAAAGCUUUGUGGCAAUAACAAAAUAAAAAUAUUUAUAAAUACUUUUCGGUUUAUUUAUGUGUGUUCGCUUUUUACGCUGACCAUGUGCAAAGAUUAAGUUGGCCGAAACCAAAGAGCUGAAAAUUGAACUGAUAAGGUGACGUCUUAUCAAUUGUAUCUGUGAGUGUGUGUCGAUAGUGCAAAACAAAAAAAAAAAUAAUCAAACUACAGAAAAAACAGAAAGAUUCUCCUAGAAGCUGCGAAGUGCAAACAAAGCGCAAUAAGCGCCGAGGAAAUCAGCCAUUUGAAUCAUCGGAAUUUUCCAUUGAGCCAGCGGACAUGGAGGGGUGCGUCUGACUGCCCCGAUCCGAAACCCGUUUGCCCGGAAGCGAGCAAUUGACCAGAAGGAUGGCCUCGCUGCAGCAGAAGCGCCCCAGCAUCAGCAACUGGUUCUCCUCGCUGCGCCGCCAGCCGAAGAACAAGAAGGGCUCCUCCGGCUUGGGAGGCAGUGGCAGCUUCGGCAGCAAGCAGCAGUUGCAGCGCAGCUGCUUCGACCUCUCCUCGAGUGCUGUAGGCGGUGGCGUGAAUGUCGGAGUGGGCGUGGGAUUCUCCACGGCAGGAUCGCCGGCGAGCAGGCGGAGCAACAGCACCUUCUACAUCAACCCCUUGAAUGUUUCCUCCGCCGGAGGGAAGGACGAUCGCCGUCGCCUGGUGGAGACGGGCAGCAGCAGCGGGAGCAGCCUGUCCAGCGUUUGCACCCGCUGCUUCUGCAACCUGCUCGCGAAGAGCGAACAGAGCAAGGAGCCCACCCCCCUGGCCACGCCCACUCCUACACCGAAGGUCUCGCUGAAGCCGCCCGCCAAGCCGCGCUCCCCCUCGCUGGCGCCCUACACCAGCGUGGCCACCUACAACGUCACGAACCUGACGCCGGACAGCCCGCCGCCCGCCAGUCCCUCGCCCGCCACUCCCUCAGCCGGCAGUCCUCCUCCCGAACCAGCGAGUCCAUCGCUGAGCACCGAGACGGUGAGCUGCAGCGACGUGACCCACAGGGUCACCCAGCUGACGCGCCUACCCUGCGAGGAGCCCAACACGGAGCUCUUCAGCCGGCGCACGGAGUUCAAGCACACCACCACGACGACGACCACCAGGACGCUGAUUGUGUCCCGGCCCGUGGAGCUGCUCCUGAACGAGAAGGGGGAGAUCAUCGCGAGGAGAUCGCCGCGCAAGACGCGCUCCAGCUCCCUGGGCUGCAUGCUCGAUGUGGAGGACUGCGAGCCGGAAGCGGGUCUUGGCAUGGGAAUGGACAAUCCCGGACUGCAACUGGAAACGGAUCCGAGCUCGGGACUGAGUUCACCGCUGACACCCGAUGCCGGCGAUCUGCGCUUCAUCGACGACAGCUCCAACUCGCAGAGCGAAUCCGAGCGAAACUCGAUCAGCCACAACAACAACAACGACAGUAGUAUGAACCACAACAACAACAACAACAACCACAGCAGCAGCAGCAGCAAUGGCAGCAGCAAGCGGAGCAGCCAGCAAUCGAAUCUCUGCGAGAGUUGCCGCACGCUGCUCGAGCGAAACCGCAGCAACGCGGAGCAGAGUGGCAGCCUGGUGAUCCUCAGGCGGCCAGGAAAGCAAAUCAAAGAUGAGUUGGGCGAGGUUGUCUCGGAAAUGGAGGCGCUCGACGUGCCCGAAGACUGCAAGCAUUCCAAUAAGGACAAGCAGAUGUCCAUUGGCCGCAAGAAGUUCAAUAUGGAUCCGAAAAAAGGCAUUGAAUAUCUCGUAGAGAACAGACUGCUUCGUCACGAUCCCCAGGAUGUGGCGCAUUUCCUCUAUAAGGGCGAGGGACUGAAUAAAACGGCCAUUGGCGAUUACCUCGGCGAAAAGAACGAUUUUAAUGAGGAUGUGCUGAAGGCCUUUGUGGCGCUCCACGAUUUCACCAAUCUCAUUCUAGUGCAGGCCCUCAGACAAUUUCUGUGGUCGUUUCGCUUGCCCGGCGAGGCGCAAAAGAUCGAUCGCAUGAUGGAGACUUUCGCACAGCGCUAUUGCCAACUCAAUCCGGAUAUAUUCACCAACACGGACACGUGCUACGUGCUCAGCUUCGCCAUUAUAAUGCUCAAUACAUCGCUGCACAAUCCAUCGGUUAAAGACAAACCCACCGUUGAGCAGUUCAUCUCGAUGAAUCGUGGCAUCAACAACGGCGGAGAUUUGCCCCGCGGCCUGCUGGAGUCCCUCUACGAGUCCAUUCGAACGGAGCCAUUCAAAAUACCCCAGGACGACGGCAAUGAUCUGAUGCACACCUUCUUCAAUCCCGACAAGGAGGGCUGGCUGUGGAAGCAAGGCGGCAGAUACAAAUCGUGGAAACGACGUUGGUUCAUUUUGAACGACAAUUGCCUAUACUAUUUUGAAUACACCACCGAUAAGGAGCCGCGCGGCAUUAUCCCCCUGGAGAACAUAUCGGUGCGCGAGAUCCACGAUCGCAGCAAACCGCACUGCUUUGAGCUGUUCGCCACUGGCGGUGCUGACAUCAUCAAGGCCUGCAAGACUGACUCCGAGGGAAAGGUGGUGGAGGGCAAGCAUACGGUGUACCGCAUGUCCGCUGCCACGGAGGAGGACCAGCAGGAGUGGAUCAAGCGCCUGACGCAGUCCAUCAGCCACAAUCCGUUCUACGACAUCCUAGUACAAAGAAAGAAAAAGGCGCUCAGCAAGAGUUAAUAUUAAGACAGAGCUCGGCGCAACUUGUGUCUUGGAUCUCAGUGAAACUCUGCUACGCGUGUGUGGCUGCUCUCUCCUUUAUUUAAACAAGUGCUUGUGCAUAAACCUAAAUUAUAUAAAUUAAUCGCUGUAUGUGUGUGCGAAUUUCCAUGUAAGCCAAUGCCUGUAAACAGAUCACAUCGUGGUUUGCCCUGUCCCAAUUAUGUCUUUGUAUUCUGUUUGAUUGACUCGAAACAAGCCAUCACACGCCGACGCACUUCGAACCACAAACUUUGUCUCUAUUGUUGUGAUAUAAUUUAUUUACAUUAAGCAUUAACAAUACGAAUUAUAUGAAAAAUAACUGAAAAUUGCAUCAAUAAGAAAUAUACAUUUAUACACAUUUUCAUUAGUGCAAAUUUUUGUUUAGUUUCAUUUUAGGCGUAAGUCUACGAAUAUGUCUCCAGUUUAGCGUUUACCACCUAAGUUGUCCCACCACCCUUUAUUGUAGAAAUCCUUAGUGCUAUGAAACAUAUCCCAGCCACCAAACGCUGUUGUAGUGCUGAAGUUUAUAUAUAUGUAUAUGAUUAUUUGAUGCAAAUGAAAACAGCGUGAACAAGUUGCUUGGCAAUAAUUGUAAAACCAAUUACAUAAAAUAGGUGCAAGCUACAAGAAGGCCUUUUGAGAACCUUAAGCUCAAGCUAACAACGAAUGAAAAUUAAAAUGUGUAAAAAGUGCGACUGUUUAUUUAACAGGUCCAAUACAUAAAUGCAAUCCGAAUGCGAACAGGUUUGUUAAAGAAAUUUUGGAGUAGGCAAACUAAGUUUAUGGUUAACCAAAGAUCUGAUUUCAACUAUUACAAUAUGCCAACUUCCAACUCCAAUAAACACUUUCAUUAUGUAUUUAAAAUAUUUAUUUGUCAAUUGAAAAGUGUUUCGAAAAUGCAUUUUGUUUGGAGUUUGUUAAUUUAAAUAGUAAGAAACGAGCCAACCGCAAAGUGUUCCAGCCAAAGUCGAAUUCGCAUACAAUAAAUUUCGGUUAGCGUAUUAUAAACAGCACACUGAUGAUAAAUGUGUAAAUAGGAAAUGUCAGCAGUUCGAAAGAUCAAUGAAAAAACUCGGUUGCCAGCAUAAAUCUUAUGAUAGCCGUAAGAUGCUGUUAUAUGUAAUAGUAGAUUGUGUGUUGAGCCUUUGUGAUACCAUUGAUGGGAAAGCGCUCCUAGCAGAUCCUGUGUGGUUUGCUAUGUUUCGAGACUGAGGGAUAAACUUUAUCACAUCACAUUUAAUAAACCCACUUGCAUCGAUCGUCAAUGUCAACUGACAUCUUAGCAUAUGGUUUGAAUUUCCACUUUGGGACACGCUCAUCAUUUGAACUAUCUUGAAAAAGCAGUCCCAAACGAUUUUGCAAUAUAUAAUUAAUAAUUUAGCUAGCAUUGUAUAUCUACUUCAAAUAACCCUACGGUCUUUAUUUUUAAAUAUAUAUGUGUAUUAUAUCUUUGGUUACUCUUAAUUAAAUGUAAAUAAAUGCGAAAUACAUUAGUGCUUAAUUCUGAGAGGUUUAUUAUGUUCCA